Molecule: messenger RNA, 1278 nt
Organism: Desarmillaria tabescens
Lineage: Eukaryota; Fungi; Basidiomycota; Agaricomycetes; Agaricales; Physalacriaceae
Exons: 3
Coding region: 58-888 (276 amino acids)
Source: RefSeq, a predicted model, not a curated record
AUUUCACCUUAUCCAUCGAUGUAGCCAGAACUCUACGACCGUACUGUAACGGGAGUGAUGAUAUUGGUUGCAAUCCUUCUCCCGAACCGCUCUUUCGCUUUCGGAAUCGUGCAGGAGUAUCAACUGCCAGAGAAAUUACUUAGAAUCAACAAAUGGGAUCGAGAUUGGACGAUCUUCCCACACUUUUGUCUUUUUGUCCUUGUUCUUCUGCCACUCAGGCGAUGGUAUAAAUAUGCUCAAUUCAGGCGGACCCGCUUAUCGUUCACUUCCCAGCCUUUGUUGCGCCUCAAUAUGGCUGUUCAUGACAUGAGAUAUCAGUUGGCUCCGCCUCUUGAUCACUAUUUCACUUUUUCCGUCGAUGUAGCAGCAACCUUAGAGUUGUACUGUGACGGAGGCGACGAAUUUAUGUUGCGAAUGUUGGAAGGCAUGCAGGAUCGCAGGUAUGCCGGUCAUUGCUUGGAGGUUGAAAGGCCAAAGCUAAGCGGAGAGACACCAAAGUACAAAGCUAUCGAAAUCCGGCCAGUGCAGCAGGGUCUUACGAAGCCUCACCCUCGGAAACCUGACUAUGCGCGGCCUACUAUGUGUGUUCCUAUCUUGCCGACCACGGCCCAUCCUAAGUCGAGGGAACCCCUUCAAGUGUCAAAGCCACUGUUAUGGGACAACUGCUACCAUCCUACCUACUAUGAUCUUUGGGCACGCGUACCAUCGGAAUGGCGUGACUAUCAGGACUCACCAAGUGUGAACUUUUCCGUAGCGCUUUUCAAAGCCCUCAAGGAGGAUGAGCGUUAUGGUCAACUUCUCCGAGCUGGACUAGAUGAUGCAGAAAUUCAAGCGAAUUCUCGAUGGUCAAGAAGACGGCCCAGACUUGGACGACGCUUCGGAGACUGAUAAUCAGACCUGCCGGACGUUCCUGGCCAAGAUACCAGGCUCCGAUGAUCCUGAGGAAGAUGGAAUCUUCGUGCCCGUUAUGCGUAUCGACCAUGUCUUGUCAAACGUUCCAGAAAUAUCUGAUCCAUCUCAGCUAUGCGGGGAUGUCGAUCUUUUCGAGGAGAUCGUACAGGAGUAUCAGUUCGCACGCUAUGGAUCUGUCCUUUUCGACCCGCUGCACGGUUCAGAGGUUGACGACACGCUUAUUCCUGACGGCUUUUCGUGGAAUUAUAGUGUCACGUCGGAGGUAUCUUGAUCAAGUUUGAUGGAAGAACUCAGCUCCAGUGAUUCCCCAUACGCGCAUGAACUGGAUUUGACGUCCGAGUCUCCUCCGAUGCUGGAACUUGUUCA